AUGGCUGGUCUAUUCCGCCUCCUGAAGAUGCAAUACACACCUCCCACCGACCCGUGUGUCUCCCUCGCCGGGAAAACUGUUUUAUUGACAGGUGCUACCUCUGGUCUCGGCUAUGAGGCCGCGCUCAAGUUCCUCAACUUGGGAGUGGAUUCCCUGAUUAUUGGCAGUCGCAGCUUAGAACGGGGCCAUCAGACGAAGACCGAGCUGGAGCAACGGACCAACCGACCCGACGCCAUCCAGGUUUGGGAACUGGAGAUGAGCAGCUUCGAAAGCGUGCGGCGUUUUGCCCACCGCGCCAAUCAGGAGCUCCCCCGACUUGAUGUCGCUCUAUUGAACGCCGGUCUAUGGAACCGUGAGUAUAUCAAGUCACCCGAGAACUGGGAAGAGACGCUGCAGGUCAACACGCUGUCCACGUCACUGCUGGCCUUGCUGCUGCUGCCAAAGUUGCGAGCGAGCUCGACCGACGCUGAUCCCACUCACUUGAGCGUUGUCUCCAGCCAGCAAUUUGUGCGCGUCAAGGCCGAGAGUCUACGGACGGAGGGGCCCUUGCUCGACUAUCUGAACUCUCCAGAUCGGUUCCACGGCCCGAAGCAAUAUGGCAUUUCGAAGCUUCUCCUGGAGUACGUGAUCAAGAAAAUGGCGGCGUUGAUGUAUAAUGAGAAUGGCACCGUCCCGGUCAUUGUCAACACCAUCAGCCCGGGUCUCUGUCGGUCCUCGCUGGGGCGACAAUAUGACCGUUUCUACGAGCGGUGGGCUGUCUGGCUGAUGUACAUGCUCUUCGCGCGCACGACCGAACAAGGCAGUCGGUCGUUGGUCAGCGCAACGCUUCAGGGUGUCGAGUCGCAGGGCAAAUGCUGGCGGAGUGAUGGGUACCUCGAUGAAUCCAUGGCGCUAACCACUGGUCCGGACGGGAGCCAAUUUCAAGCCAAAGCAUGGAAGGAGAUUACGGAAGUGCUUAUAGCACAGGCAGCCGAAGUACGCGCUAUCGUCGAGGGCGCAUAG
Molecule: messenger RNA, 1002 nt
Organism: Penicillium macrosclerotiorum
Lineage: Eukaryota; Fungi; Ascomycota; Eurotiomycetes; Eurotiales; Aspergillaceae
Product: putative short-chain dehydrogenase/reductase family protein
Exons: 2
Coding region: 1-1002 (333 amino acids)
Source: RefSeq, a predicted model, not a curated record